GUUUCAGCACAAAGAAUCCAGACAGGAAAGAGUCCGUGGAGGCAGAAAACUCUGGAAAUCGGAGCAGAAGAGAAGAAAAGGAGCGUCUUGAUGACUUUUUUUGUUUCUUCCCACGUUCGUGAGGAUGCAGCGCGGUAACGGACCGGAAGCGGGGCAAAAACUACCAGCGGAGAUGACGUCCACAGACCCCGAACUCCACCUGAGUCAGCAGCUCUGCAGUAACUGCGACACCUCGCUGUCCAAGUUCUGGUGCCUGGACUGUAACGGAUCUCUGUGUGACGACUGUGAGCUGGCCCACCGGAGAGUCUCCCUGACCAGAUCCCACCGCCUCCGCAACCAGCCGCAGUCAGUGACGCCAACGCUCCUGACUCCGGUGAAGUACUGCAGGCUGCACAUGUCGGAGCCUCUGGAGCUCUACUGCUUCACCUGCCAGCAGUUCACCUGUAAGGACUGCCAGCUGACCGCACACAGGAGCCACAGCUACGAGUUUGUGCCCAAAGCCCUGGUGGUCGUGAGGAAACAGCUGGAGGCCUGCGUCCAGCCCGUGAUGGCUCGGAAAGACACUCUGAAACACACGAUGCGGGACAUGGAAACCAGGUUGGAGUUCAUUCAGGGGAAUAAAACACUCCUGAGGAAGAACCUGACCACGUGUUACUUCGCCGUGGUUCAGAGUCUCAAGAACAGGGUGUCCAAAAUCUUUCAGGACGUGCUGGAGGCGUUUAAGUUGGAGACUGACCAUAUCGACAACAGGAUUAAGCAGCUGAAGCUGCUGCAGCAGAAACGUGUGACGCUGAUGCAAACCUCAGAAAAGUGCCAAAGUAUCACCGACCUGCAAACCCUGCUGAACCUCAAGGAACAGAUUGAGUCUCAGGUGAAGGAGAUCCUGGAUGAGGACCUGAGUCCACCUCCCACCAUGUCCCAUAUAAAGGUCUCCUCCUCCCUCAAGGCGUUUGAAGCCGUCACUAACACUUUUCAGGUUGAAGUGUCCUGGAUUCCCUUCUCCGUGUCACAGAGCUGCAAUCCCAAAACGCACAGCCGUCCUGCCGAUUCCCACCCGACUCCUCCCACCACCUGUCCCAGCCACGCCUCCCUCAGCACCCACAAACCCGCAGGUUCCUCUCAUCGCAGCUCAGUGUGCGAUCCUUCCUCCUGCACCAGUCCUUGUCCCUCCUGUAAGAACCUUCCCCAAAGUACCGCCUCGUCUCUUCCGGUCGGCGGUCUUCAUGCUGGCUCCUCCUUCACUUCCCCAUCUACGUCUUCCUCUCUGCGGGACAUUUUGAGCUCCACACAAACAGCUGUAUCCUCACAGAUGACUGUCCCCUCGCAAACAGCUGUUCCAGGUCCCUCCUCCCUCUUAGUGGGUCCCCCCAACGCCACUCCUGCCCUCCCAGCGCCAGCGCCAGCCGCCUGCUCACAGAUGCAGCUGAUGUCCAACUCGGUGCCACAUUCACAUCUCUCUGAGCAGCAGAAACCUCUACCUCCAGCCAAACCUGCCGGUUCCAGUCAGAACCAGCUGCCCGUGGUUCCGCAGAGCGCUCUACCCGCCACCAACCCUCCCCUCGUGUGCUUGACAAACAUUUGGACGCCGCCCACGGUGCUGAUGCCCACCUUCACGCAGUCCACCUGGAUUCCCCAGUCGGCAGGUCUGCCACUCCACAGUCCAGUCCUCAACCCCGGCCACCCGUCACAGCCUCCGCCUGAGCAACGCCCCCCCUGUCAAAGCCAGGCCCCCGUUGCUGCCUUCUCAGUGGGACCACAGAUCCCCAGUCCACAGAAUCUAUCUGGAAAACAGCUCAACCAGGUGGGAGGAGCCAUCCUUCAGGAGUUUGGUCUGCUCACACCCAUUCAUCAGACUCUGCCUGUUACUGGUAAUUUCGUGUCGCUGGGCAGUUCCACCUUCCUGCAACAAACUCCCAUGAAUGCAGAUUCUGUCACACUCGGCAGCGGACCGUCCUCACAGCAGAACUACGUCUCCAGGAUCAGAGUUCAUCGCCUCAGUCAGCCAAUUCCCAGUGUGCUUCAGAAACCUGCGAGGAACGAACCGACUACCACUACGGUAGAACGGACCGAACCGGCAGUGGAUGAGCCAACGAGCACCUUAUCAGACGACACAGACUCUGCAGAGAACAAACCCACGAGCACCACAGCCGACAACACUGACCCCUCAGAGGACGAACCAACAACCACCACGUCCGUGGAAGAAGACACCAAGCUCAUCACCUCCACGUCGGAAGACAUCGAGUUCGAGGAGACACCCAAAACAUCCAACACCACAGAAGAACAGUCGAGCCCCGUGGUUGGUCUGCAGCACUUCAUUGACCAGUGGGAGGUCUCCGGGGUUGACCAGCGGGAGCGCUCCAAGGUUAGGCAACGAGAGCGCUCUAUUGUUGACCAGCGGGAGGACUCCGUUAACGACAGGCAGCGCUCCAAGGCUGACAAAAGGUGGCGCGCCAGCGUUGACCAGCGAGACCAUUCCAGUUUUGUCCAGCGGGGGGGCUCCAGCGUUGACAUACGGAGGCGCUCCAAGUUCGGCAAACGGACGCGCUCCAUCGUUGACCAGCGGGAGGGUUCCUCCAUUGACGAAAGGCAGCGCUCCAAGGUUGACAAAAGGCAGCGCUCCAUCGUUGACCAGCAGGAGGACUCUCAGGCUGAGGAAAGGCAGCGCUCCAAGGUUGACAAAAGGCAGCGCUCCAUCGUUGACCAGCAGGAGGACUCUCAGGCUGAGGAAAGGCAGCGCUCCAAGGUUGACAAAAGGCAGCGCUCCAUCGUUGACCAGCAGGAGGACUCUCAGGCUGAGGAAAGGCAGCGCUCCAAGGUUGACAAAAGGCAGCGCUCCAUCGUUGACCAGCAGGAGGACUCUCAGGCUGAGGAAAGGCAGCGCUCCACGGUUGGCCGCCGGCAGCUCAGGCUGUCCCUGUUCAGACUGCCCAUUUCCCCUCCUGCCCGCGGUAGCUCACUCCCCAGCUUCCGUCUGGUCCGCGGCGACGCCGACGAUGAGAUUUACUUAAAGAAGAUGACCGACUCGCCCACCGAGGCUGUCCCAGACGACAUGUUCAGUUUCGCCGAGUCGCCCACCAACGCCCUCUCGGACGACACUUUUGAUUUCACCGAGCCGCUCACCGAAGCCGACGCUGACACCAUGUUCGAUUUCACCGAGCCGCUGUCUUCCCCGGAGUCCGACCUCUCCGUGGAGAUCCUGUCCUGCUCGGUGUGUGUGUCUUCAGACUCUCUGAUCAUCUGCUCGGCCUGCGCCCGAGGAUACCACAGAGACUGCCACAUUCCUCCGAUGGGCCUUGACGUCAAAUCGGGGUGGAUUUGUUCGUUGUGUCAGGACCUGUCAGACCCGCGGGACCCCUACAGCGCCGACAGACCGUGGGGCCCUCAGGGUCCGCGCCUCGGACUGCAGGAUCAGAGGAGGUGUGAGACUCUGCUGCUGUUCCUGAAGGUGGAGGGCUGCAGCCGACUCACCGAGUUCGCCGGCUGGUCCGUCCUGGAGCCCGUAUCGGAGCGUCUGCUGCUCCGCCUGGAGCCGCCCUACGAGACCACCGUGAGCUUCGUGUCUGACGUGUGGGCCGUGUUCCGGAACGCCCCGUGGGACGACGCCCUGAAGGACCUCCAGCAGAGCUUCAGGAAGAAGCUGCAGGAGGUUCUGGGACGGGAGCUGCCUGUGCUGGUGAUGGUGGUUCAGCCUGGGCCGGAGGAGGAGGUCCAGCCAGAGUCCGGCUCCAAGCUGGAUCACAUCAAGAAGAAGCUCAAACACUUCAUGGACUCGAAACGUCACGAGAAGACGACGUAGGUGGAGGACUGUCCCUCCGUCCCACAGGAAGCCUCCUCAGCAGCUUCACCGACGUUCAGCGGUGUUUUCUCUCCCCGUGGGGUUUUGUUGUCUGCCACAGCUCUGACAGUUUUUCUUCUUUUGGAAGUAAAUUAUGAGCCAGC
This is a messenger RNA of Salarias fasciatus (jewelled blenny), 3939 nucleotides long. RefSeq names its product tripartite motif containing 33, like (gene trim33l). Gene Ontology annotation, cellular component: chromatin. The record is from RefSeq and is a predicted model, not a curated record. The transcript has 13 exons. Bases 125 to 3796 code for a protein of 1223 amino acids. Gene Ontology annotation, molecular function: zinc ion binding; ubiquitin protein ligase activity. NCBI's taxonomy places the organism in Eukaryota, Metazoa, Chordata, Actinopteri, Blenniiformes, Blenniidae.